Molecule: messenger RNA, 1481 nt
Organism: Zonotrichia albicollis (white-throated sparrow)
Lineage: Eukaryota; Metazoa; Chordata; Aves; Passeriformes; Passerellidae
Source: RefSeq, a predicted model, not a curated record
CAGUACGGCCUCUACUCCUCCUUCAUGGGCUGCUUCGUGUACUGCCUGCUGGGCACGGCCAAGGACGUGACGCUGGGUCCCACGGCCAUCAUGUCCCUGCUGGUGUCCUCGUACGCCUUCCACCAGCCCGCCUAUGCCGUCCUGCUCGCCUUCCUCUCGGGCUGCAUCCAGCUGGCCAUGGGGCUCAUGCGCCUCGGAUUCCUUCUGGAUUUCAUUUCCUGCCCGGUCAUUAAGGGGUUUACAUCAGCUGCUUCCAUCACCAUCAGCUUCAACCAGGUCAAGAACAUCCUGGGCCUGCAGGGCAUCCCGAGGCAGUUCUUCCUGCAGCUCUACGAGACGCUGAGGAGGAUUGGGGAGACCAGGGCUGGGGACGCUGUGCUGGGGCUGAGCUGCCUGGCAGCGCUGGCAGGGCUGCGGGCCAUGAAGAGCCACCUGCCCCAGGCUGUCCCCACGGCCCCGCUGGCUGUCAGGAUCAGCCACCUGGUUGUGUGGAUCUGUGCCACAGCACGCAAUGCACUCGUGGUGCUGUUUGCUGGCCUGGUGGCUUACUCCUUCCAGGUGAUGGGCUGCCAGCCCUUCAGGCUCACGGGCAGAAUCCCCCAGGGGCUGCCACCCUUCCGGCCACCACCCUUCUCCCUGGCAGUGCCCAACGGCACCGUCCCCUUCCCCAGCAUGCUGCAGGACAUGGGCGUCGGGCUGGCUGUGGUGCCGCUCAUGGGGCUGCUGGAGAGCGUGGCCAUCGCCAAGGCUUUUGCCUCACAGAAUGGCUACAGGAUUGACCCCAGCCAGGAGCUGCUGGCUCUGGGUGUUGCCAAUGUCCUGGGCUCCUUUGUCUCCUCGUACCCCAUCACGGGCAGCUUUGGCCGGACAGCAGUGAAUGCCCAGUCAGGGGUCUGCACCCCCGCGGGAGGGCUCGUCACAGGUGCCCUGGUCCUGCUGUCCCUGGCAUACCUGACCUCUCUGUUCUAUUACAUCCCCAAGGCAGCGCUGGCUGCUGUCAUCAUCUCGGCCGUGGUGCCCAUGUUCGACGCUGGCAUCUUCCGGAGGCUCUGGCGGGUUCAGACAGCAUCCCCAGCUCGCCCUGUGCUGCUGGACUGCAGCCACGUCAGCAGCAUCGAUUACACAGCAGUGCUGGGGCUGGCAGAGCUGCUGCAGGAGCUGCACAGGCACGGCCUCCCGCUGGCCUUCUGUGCCCUGCAGGAGCCAGUUCUCCAAGUCCUCCUGUCUGCAGACUUAGAAGGAUUCCAGCAUUUCCCCAGCAGGGAGGAGGCAGGGGAGGCUCUGGCUGCUCUGCCAGGAUGGGAGCGGUGCAGGGAGCUGGGGGGCAGCAGGGCAGAGCCCCCCACCAGCCCUGCCCAGAGCACCGGGCUCAUCCAGUGACACCAGUGUGGGCUGAGCGUCCUGUGCCACCCCAGUGGCACCAGCACCUCCCUGGGAGCCAGCUGUCCCUCCUGGGCACGGGGAUGGGCUGUCCCCAUGUC